Suncus etruscus (white-toothed pygmy shrew) is the source of this 2515-nucleotide messenger RNA. RefSeq names its product nemo like kinase (gene NLK). The transcript is spliced from 11 exons. The record is from RefSeq and is a predicted model, not a curated record. Gene Ontology annotation, cellular component: cytoplasm; nucleus. NCBI's taxonomy places the organism in Eukaryota, Metazoa, Chordata, Mammalia, Eulipotyphla, Soricidae. Gene Ontology annotation, biological process: protein phosphorylation; intracellular signal transduction. Gene Ontology annotation, molecular function: MAP kinase activity; ATP binding. The coding region runs from base 548 to 2131 and encodes 527 amino acids.
UGAGCAAAGGAUGUGGGGAUGGAAGGGGUAGCUGAGUCCACCCUCGCACAAGAUUCUCGGGGUGGCGUGUGCCCUGAUCUUCUUUUUCGACUGUGGAGUUCAGGGGGGCGCGAGGCUUGGCCUUCUCCAUUCCCACCUUCCAAGUUGGAACCUCCCCCCAAUUAAGGAUGGAGUUUUAGUACCCACUUGUGGCAGGAAUCCUGGGGGGAACGGGUCCCUUGUCCCUUUUUUUCUUUUUUCUUUUUUUCUCCUUUUCCUUUUUCUUUGGUUGGCAACCCAUCCCUGGCCACACACACACACACACACACACACACACACACACACACACACACAAACACACAAACACACGCUUAUCCCCCCCACCCCACCCUCAAAUUAUCCACCAAGAUCCUCUCACUCCUUUGGAUUGACUGAUGAAGACAUAAAGCUCCAACCGCUCUAUGUUGUUUCGGAGGUGGCGUGAGUGGUUUUUUCCCCUUCAUUUUUUUAAAUGGCCAAAUGACAGCUUGACCCAGUUUGCUUACCAAAUCAAAGGGCAUUUUCUUGAAUGUCUCUUUGUGGCGCCAGAGCCAACGCAAAAAUGAUGGCGGCUUACAAUGGCGGUGCAUCUGCGGCAGCAGCAGGUCACCACCACCACCAUCACCACCACCUUCCACACCUGCCUCCUCCUCACCUGCACCACCACCACCACCCCCAGCACCAUCUGCACCCAGGCUCGGCCGCUGCCGUGCACCCUGUACAGCAGCAUACCUCUUCGGCGGCCGCAGCGGCUGCAGCGGCGGCCGCAGCUGCUGCCAUGUUAAACCCUGGGCAACAACAGCCAUAUUUCCCAUCACCGGCACCGGGUCAGGCUCCUGGACCAGCUGCAGCAGCCCCAGCUCAGGUACAGGCCGCUGCAGCUGCUACAGUGAAGGCACACCAUCAUCAACACUCGCAUCAUCCACAACAGCAGCUGGACAUUGAGCCCGAUAGACCUAUUGGAUAUGGAGCCUUUGGUGUUGUCUGGUCUGUAACAGAUCCAAGAGAUGGAAAGAGAGUAGCACUCAAAAAGAUGCCCAACGUCUUCCAGAAUCUGGUCUCUUGCAAAAGGGUCUUCCGGGAAUUGAAGAUGUUGUGUUUUUUUAAACAUGAUAAUGUACUCUCUGCCCUUGACAUACUCCAACCUCCACACAUUGACUAUUUUGAAGAAAUAUAUGUUGUCACAGAAUUGAUGCAGAGUGACCUGCAUAAAAUUAUUGUCUCUCCUCAACCACUCAGCUCAGAUCAUGUCAAAGUUUUUCUUUAUCAGAUUUUGCGAGGUUUGAAAUAUCUCCAUUCAGCUGGCAUUUUACAUCGAGACAUUAAGCCAGGGAAUCUCCUUGUGAACAGCAACUGUGUUCUGAAGAUUUGUGAUUUUGGAUUGGCCAGAGUGGAAGAAUUAGAUGAAUCUCGUCAUAUGACUCAGGAAGUUGUUACUCAGUAUUAUCGGGCUCCAGAAAUCCUGAUGGGCAGCCGUCAUUACAGCAAUGCUAUUGACAUCUGGUCAGUUGGAUGUAUUUUUGCAGAACUGCUUGGACGAAGAAUACUGUUUCAAGCACAGAGUCCCAUUCAGCAGUUGGAUUUGAUCACGGAUCUCUUGGGCACACCAUCACUGGAAGCAAUGAGGACAGCUUGUGAAGGCGCUAAGGCACACAUACUCAGGGGUCCUCAUAAACAGCCAUCUCUUCCUGUACUUUACACCCUGUCUAGCCAGGCUACACAUGAAGCUGUUCAUCUCCUUUGCAGGAUGUUGGUCUUUGAUCCAUCCAAAAGAAUAUCCGCUAAGGAUGCCUUAGCUCACCCUUAUCUAGACGAAGGGCGACUACGAUACCACACGUGUAUGUGUAAAUGUUGCUUUUCCACUUCUACUGGAAGAGUUUAUACAAGUGACUUUGAGCCUGUCACCAAUCCCAAAUUUGACGACACUUUUGAGAAGAACCUCAGUUCUGUUCGACAGGUUAAAGAAAUUAUUCACCAGUUCAUUUUGGAACAGCAGAAAGGAAACAGAGUGCCUCUCUGCAUCAACCCUCAGUCUGCUGCUUUUAAGAGCUUUAUUAGUUCCACUGUCGCUCAGCCGUCCGAGAUGCCCCCCUCGCCUUUGGUGUGGGAGUGACGGUGGAAGAUAUUGUACUACUGAAGAUGUAAUGUAGCUUUCCACUGGAGUCUGGGAUUUGCAAUUCUGGAGGUUAAUCAUGCUUGUACUGUAAUUUUACUAAUGAAGUUUUAAAUUAACAACCACUACUUGUAUGAUAUGAAUAAUAUUUAGAAAAUGUUACUAGACUUUUAAUCUUGUAAAGUGGUUGUGCUUUUAGAAGAAAAAUUAUUUUACCCAGAGUUGCACAUGUUUUAUGAAUUUAGUGCAGCUGUUAUGGCUCACCUCAGAACAAAAGAAAAUUGAACCAAAUUUGGGAGUUGGGAUUUUGUGGUUUUGUUUUUAUUUUCCUUUUUUAAUGAAGUGAGAUUGUUCACACACACACACACACACACACACACACGC